AUGUGGGAACUUGUGAAUUCCCAGGGAACUGCGACAGAAGAUUCCUCAACACAGGAUAAAAAUGGAAUGUCAAUUGGUGAACCAUCGACGAUUUUGCAAUUCGUCGCGGGCGCACACAUACCCAAAAGGAUGAUAACCAACAUGUGGGUGUAUAAACAGGAAUUAUUCGUGGGUUUCAACAAUGGUCAGAUUCAAUUCCGCGAUUGUAACACGCUGCAAGUACUCAAUCAAAAGGGACAAAAUGGAAUUAAAUUGUUUGUGGACAGCAGAUUUCCUACUUAUAAUACCUGGAUACCCUCAAGCUAUCAUGACCAAAAUGAUGGUGUUGUUGCAAAUGUGAAUGCCAUCACGGAGUUUGCCACGUCACCGAAUGGUACUCUAUUGUUAUUCAGAAGGUAUUCCGGUAAACUAGAAUGCCUUGAUAUGGCAGAUAUAAAUUUGGCCAAAGUUGAUCUGAUGGAUAGUAUGCAGGGGAGCCGAGCUUGUGCCAACAAAUUAACCUUGUGCAUACUCAACAAUGUGGAUCAUACCGACUUAGAAAAUAUUGUGAAAAAGCUUUCAAUACUUUCGGAAGAGAAAAAAGACAUCAUGGAAAUCACUCUUGAAGAGACAUUUGCCAAUAUUUCAAGUGUUUUUCCUAAUGGCUUUGAAACCUCUGCUUCAUCGGAUUUUUUGAUCAGACUGUUUGGAUUACAACUUUCUCUACUAAAGUCAUAUGGUUGCGACAAUGUCACGUAUCUAAACACAUUGUUUGUUUUACAUCUGCGUGCCUUGGAAAUCACUUUCAAAAAUAGUAGCAAUCCUGAUGGAACUUUUGUUGAAGGUGAGUACAGUUUCAUCGAGGUCGUCGCAAAGUCAUGGGCAAAUCGUUGA
Messenger RNA from Acaulospora colombiana, 873 nucleotides. The record is from the annotation of a GenBank genome assembly. NCBI's taxonomy places the organism in Eukaryota, Fungi, Glomeromycota, Glomeromycetes, Diversisporales, Acaulosporaceae.